UUUUAUUCCCUUUUUGCUUGAACAAAAUGGCAUCGUUCACCCGAUACAGCACAAAAGAAGAAGAUACAACAGAGGAGGGGGAGCUGGAAAGUGAAGACGAUGGAGACUCAGGAGGAGAGAGUUUUCUCACAGACGAAGAAGAAUUUGUUCCAGAUGAGGAUUUUGAUGAUUACCAACAAGAUGAUGAAGAGCCUAGCACCUCUUCUGGAGGACAAGAUGCCAGCCCCCCUGCUGAAGAGCCUAGCACCUUACCUGCAGGAAAAGGUGCAAGCCCCCCUGCUGAAGAGCUUAGCACCGCUCCUGCAGGACAAGGUGGCAGCCCCCCUGGUGAAAAGUCUAUCACCUCUGCUGCAGGACAAGAUGCCAGCCCCCCUGCUGAAGAGCCUAGCACCUCUCCUGCAGGAGAACAUGCGAGGGCCGCUGCUGAAGAUACUACCACCUCUGCUUCAGGACAAGAUGCCAGCCUCUAUGUUUCUACAGAAAGAGAGCAGCCCCCCCAGCAUGGGAGAGCUCGUAGACGGACUAGACGACGAUCUCCUUCUCCACCACACAGCAGGGCACAGGGAUCCAGGUCCAAACGUGCACGACGUUUAUCAAGUGGCUGGACCAAAACCACAUCCGGAUCUCCUCGUAAGCCAAAACCAGCCACUUCCUGGAAAACUGAGGAAGAUCCUGAUGUAUGUCCAGAGUCAAGAAAGUUUGUCCCAGCAAGACCCCCCGGACAUAAACUGAACACGGACAAAACGUACACACCGAUGGACCUUUUCAAACUGUUUUUCAGCAAUGAAGCAGCUCUAACCAUUUGUCAUCACACAAAUAAACAAGCUGCUAAAAACAUUGCAAAAGGAAAAAAAUAUCCAUGGACUAACAUCACCAUGGAGGAGUUUUUCAGGUAUGUGGGACUGACUUUCUUUAUAGCAUUGGUGAAACUGAGUACGAUCAGAGAUUACUGGAAAAAAAACACAAUCUUCAGUGUCCCAUUUCCAGCCAAUAUCAUGGUACGGGACAGGUAUCAGGUGAUAUCUUGGAACAUCCACAUGAGUGAUCCUGAGGAAGAUGUUGAGAAUGACAGAAAGAAAGGGACACCAGAUCAUGACCGCCUGUUUCGACUGAAGCCCCUCCUGGACACCAUCAAAAAUGCUUGCUUAGCAUAUUACCACCCCAGGCAGAACCUUGCAAUUGACAAGAGGAUGGUGGCGACAAAGGCCCAUACUGGAAUGACGCAACACAUGAAAGGUUUCAAGCUCUUUGUUUUGGCUGACAGCAGCAAUGGCUACACUGUGGACUUUACUGUGUACACUGGAAAGUCACAGUUUGUCUCAGGCGUUGGACUUGCAUAUGACUCUGUGAUGUCCCUGAUGAACACAGAAUAUCUGGGCAGUGGCUUUCAUCUCUAUGUGGAUAAUUUCUACACCAGUCCAAAACUCUUCAAGGAUCUGUUUAGCCUGAAUGUCGGAGCAUGUGGCACAUACAGAGGCAAUAGAAAAGAUGUUCCCCACACAGACUCAAAUGCGCUGAAGAAAAAUGCUCCUAGAGGCUCCAUCAGGUGGAUUCGUGAAGGCCCACUGGUUUUUGUGAAGUGGAUGGACACACGUGAGGUCUCUAUCUGCUCUACAAUCCACUCGGCAUUCUCUGGAAACACUGUGAAGAGGAGAGUCAAAACACGGGGUGGCGACUGGACCACCGAAUGCAUUCCAUGCCCAACACCUAUCAGGGAUUAUAACAAGCACAUGGGCGGUGUUGAUAUGUCUAACCAGCUGAUACAAUAUUACUCUGUACAUCACAAGAGCAUGCGCUGGUACCAGACCUUUUUCUUUCACUUCCUGGACAUUGCAGCCACAAACAGCUACCUCCUCCACAAGGAGCUUUGCAGAGAGAAGCAGGAGGAACCCAUGAGCCACAAGGACUUCCUGCAGGAGCUGACAGCCCAGUUGUGUGGUGUCACAGUUAAAACCCCUCCUGCCCAGACACGCAGUAGCCACGUACCUGUGGCUAUCGCUGAAAUACUUGAUGUAAGCAGGAAGGCCUCGUAUGGACGCAGGCCCUGCGUAAACUGCAGACAGACCAGGAAGGCCAAACAGGCUACCCCCUGGAAGUGUAAGGAGUGUGAUGUGGCCCUAUGUGUCAUUUCAGACAGGAACUGCUUUGAGGCAUGGCACAGCUAACGUUUUGGACAAUAUGGAACUGGGACGUGACUAAAAGAAUAGUUUUUGAUCUGUGUUGGCUACAAUGUUUGUUUUUUCCCCACUGAUCACCAAUGCCCUAGUCUGGCUCAACGGGUGUACAUUGUGGUAGAUUACAUUAAAGGUCAAAACUAAAACUGUGCUGUUAAUAUGGAAAAGUGGACAAAAGAGGUGAGCUGAAAAAGACGAGGCAAAGUGUAAACACAGAAACCAAUAACCAAAAAGUUUAUUAUAACCUCACUGCAGGUAAAGGUCAUGGCUUUGAGGUGCAUUAUUGCCACAAUGUGGUCUUGAAUCACUACACUCUCAUUAUGGGCUCUCUCAUCACUCUCACUCAGGAGCGGCUGAGAUAAGUGCAACACCUAGUGGUAAAAUUUGGAACCCUGAUCCGGUCCGGUGUUUGGCUUGAUAUCAAACCAGUAUUACAUUUUUUUAACACCGGCCCUAAUUGCUGGAAUAAAGCCCCGCCCAGGACAGUUGUGAUUGUUUUAAAGAAAUACAAACAACUUGAUAGUUUUUUUUUCCCCAUCCCAGUAUAGAUAGGUGGUGUAGCCAGACUUUACUACAGCUCUGACACAGCGCUGUAGAUAGGUUUGACAAUGCGAGACUACCAAGGCCUAGAAAAACAAAUCUCAAAAGCCUAAAGUCUUGUUCACUAUUGUUUUAUGUGCAAUUUGAAUAAAUAUCUGAUUCAACUUUA
This is a messenger RNA of Perca fluviatilis (European perch), 2883 nucleotides long. RefSeq names its product piggyBac transposable element-derived protein 4-like. NCBI's taxonomy places the organism in Eukaryota, Metazoa, Chordata, Actinopteri, Perciformes, Percidae. Bases 27 to 2165 code for a protein of 712 amino acids. The record is from RefSeq and is a predicted model, not a curated record. The transcript has 2 exons.